Messenger RNA from Symbiodinium pilosum, 918 nucleotides. Lineage: Eukaryota; Dinophyceae; Suessiales; Symbiodiniaceae. The record is from the annotation of a GenBank genome assembly.
GACUCGGCAGUGCACGAUAAGAAGGAUGCUUGGAAUAGCCUUCCCCGGCCCUUGGGGCACUUCUUGUGCUUGGACCGUUGGGGACCACCCUCCGAGCCCGAGCAUGCAAAUGGGAUGCCUUAUCACGGCGAAGCCUCAUCCGUCCACUGGGAGGUGACAGAAGCGGAUGGCGGCCUGAGUCUCAGUGCAAAGCUGCCGAUGGCAGCACUUGCCGCCAAUAAGCGCGUGCGGCUGCUGGAAACGUUGGGGGACCUGAAGAGCCAGGCUGCCGUCGCCGUCUUCGAGGACGCGGUCAGCAGAGAUGCCAAGCUUGGUCGCAUGUACAACAUGGUGCAACAUCCAAGCAUCGCACCUCCAUUCUUGACCCGCGACACGCGCGUGGAUUGCAACGGGAUACGUGGCUUUACGCAGUGUUCUCGCGAAGCAGUGCCAACGCUGCCGUGGCUUGCAGCAAGCGUGUUCCCAGUAGCCAGGACUGAGGGUGGCCUUCGAGAUGUGCGAGAGAUGACUGGGGGCUCUGAUGAUGUGUUCAGCUAUGAAGUGGAUCCUUCGCAUGCUUACGGCUGGGUGACGGCCUGCACUCCGGGCUUGAAUCUGCUUCUUGGGUAUGUGUGGCCUCGGGCCGACUACCCUUGGGUGUCGCUCUGGUGCAGCUCUUCUGGCGAGGAGCCCCGAGCGCGAGGUUUGGAAUUUGGGACCACCGGCCUCCAUCAGCCUUUUCCGGUGCUCUCUCAACAUCCACGAAUUUUCGACCUUCCAACCUUCGCAUACCUGGAUGCCGGAGAGUGCCAGAAGCGGUCAUUUGCUUGCUUCCUGUUGCAAAUAUCGCAGGACGGGACUGGGUUUCGGUUGGCAUGUGCUAUGCAUCAUGCAGCCCAACAUGAUGAUGAGCCGGAAGGCUACACAAUUGAGCCCUAA